Molecule: messenger RNA, 1524 nt
Organism: Peniophora sp. CBMAI 1063
Lineage: Eukaryota; Fungi; Basidiomycota; Agaricomycetes; Russulales; Peniophoraceae
Source: the annotation of a GenBank genome assembly
AUGUAUACAUCCGCUGACGUAGCCGUACUUGCUCUGGUCUUGGGAUGGUGGGCGUAUCUGCUCUCACGCAGGAUUACGCGUCUUCCGCCCAGUCCCAAACUUUGGCCGGUCAUCGGCGCUGCGCGGGAGAUGAUGUCGAAGGAGUUGUGGUUAGUCGCGCAGCGGUGGGGCAAAGAGCUCGGCGACGUCAUAUAUCUGUCAGUGAUGGGUCAAGGCAUCGUGUUUUUGAACUCCCGUAAGGCGGCAUUCGACCUGUUGGACCGACGAGGCGGUAUAUACUCUGAUCGGCCACACCUCGUGAUGAGUGGUGAACUAUGCGGAUGCUCCGACAUGGUUGCCUUCACGGGCUACGGGGAGCAGUCAAAGAGACAACGCCGCCUCUUUGCGAACGCUUUCGGACCGCAACACAUACCUUCAUACCUCCCUUUGAUUGUGGAUGCGACGAUGGACGUACUGCGACAGCUGGUACGGACGCCGAAGCAAUACCAGGAACACUUCCGAAGGUACACGGGAGGACUGACUUUGCAAGUGGUCUACGGAUACAAGCCCGUAACGGAAGGUCCUGAUGCUAUGAUUGACUUCUCCGAGGAGUGCAUCGAUCUUCUCGCAAAUCGGAUCGCGUCAAGCGGCUCUGUGUGGCUUGUCGACAUCUUUCCGCAAAUGAAGAACUUACCGGAGUGGUUACCGGGUACACGCUUCAGGAGCUUGGCUCGAGAGUGGAAGGCGAAGAUGGAGGCGUGGGUGGAUCAACCGUACGCUUGGAUGAAGACCGCGGUGGCGAGCGGAAGUGCACCGGUAUCGUUUUGUUCAACUCUUCUGGAGCAAAAGUACGGUGCCCUCACCGAAGAGUUUGAACACGACCUCAGCUGGACCGCGAAUUCGAUGUAUGCGGCCAGUCUUGAUACGACCGUCGCGACAAUGAGCCACUUUGUGCUCGCGAUGAUCCUACAUCCAGAAGUUCUCCGACGUGCGCAGGUCGAGAUCGAUAGUGUCGUGGGCGUUGACCGCUUGCCUACCUUUGAAGACCGCGGCCGCUUGCCAUAUGUGAGUGCUGUCGUAGACGAGACAUUGCGCUAUGCGUGCCCCGUGCCGCUUGGGUUGCCACAUAGACUCGUAGAAGAUGACACAUACGAAGGGAUGCAUGUACCAAAAGGGUCCUUCGUUUUUGCUAACAUCUGGGCCAUCCUGCGAGAUCCUGUUCUCUAUCCGGACCCAGACGUGUUCAAACCCGAGCGCUUUCUUGAUCUCACCCCCGAGUACCGCGCCACCUCAGAUCCUCGCAACUAUGCCUUUGGCUUUGGGCGUAGGAUAUGCCCUGGAAUGCAUCUAGUUGAUGCAUCGAUAUGGCUGCUCAUCGCAUGCAUGCUAGCAACCUUCGAAAUGAGAAAGGCCAAAGACGAUGCAGGCGGAAACGUGGAGCCUGUUGUUGAGUAUCGCAACUCGGUCUUUAGGACACCGAGCUCAUUUGCGUGCGACAUCAUGCCUCGAUCUGCGAGGGCGGUGGCAUUGCUGGAGGAGAUGUAG